GCGAAGAACGCCAAGGAGAAGCAGUCGCUGCUGCCUGUCACCAUCAAGCAGCUGAAGAAUGCUCCCUCGGCCGCGUCGGGCGAGCAGAACUUCACCGUUGACGGACACGAGCUGCACCAGGUCACCAUCGUGGGUCUCAUCAUGACCGCCGAGGAGCAGAACACGAACCUGCAGUACACCAUCGACGACGGCACCGACGACAUCAUCGUCAAGAUGGUGGACCAGGAGUCGGAGGAGCUCAUGGUCCAGCGGCGCGCGGAGUGGCGCGAGGGCAAGGUCGUCCGGGUCGUCGGCCAGCUCCGCAUGUUCAACAACUCGCGCUCGAUCGUGGCGUACAACAUCCAGCCGCUGGCCGACUUCAACGAGUACACCUUCCACUUCAUCGAG
Messenger RNA from Emiliania huxleyi CCMP1516, 387 nucleotides. RefSeq lists its product as hypothetical. Gene Ontology annotation, biological process: DNA replication; nucleotide-excision repair; double-strand break repair via homologous recombination. Lineage: Eukaryota; Haptophyta; Isochrysidales; Noelaerhabdaceae. The transcript is spliced from 2 exons. The record is from RefSeq and is a predicted model, not a curated record. The annotation marks the transcript as partial. Gene Ontology annotation, molecular function: nucleic acid binding. Gene Ontology annotation, cellular component: DNA replication factor A complex; chromosome, telomeric region; site of double-strand break.